AUGCGGCGCCGCCUCCGCCUGCGCUCGCCAGGUAGGGCGGCGUCGGCUGUCGCCGGCGCGGCCGCUGCAAUGGCGUCGCUCACCAACGUCGCCUACGCCGACGGCCUCUUCCGCCGCCAGUCCCCGCCGUCGAAUCCAGGCGACGAGGACAAUUUGGGAGCCUCCGCGUUCGGCCGCGACCCGGAGACCCUGGAGCGCAUGGCCCGAGCGCUGCGGUAUAUCAACAACUCACCGCUCGCCAAGCAGGCAAGGUGCCCUCCCUUUUGCGCCACCUAA
Messenger RNA from Miscanthus lutarioriparius, 276 nucleotides. The record is from the annotation of a GenBank genome assembly. Lineage: Eukaryota; Viridiplantae; Streptophyta; Magnoliopsida; Poales; Poaceae.